This is a messenger RNA of Lathyrus sativus (Indian pea), 930 nucleotides long. Lineage: Eukaryota; Viridiplantae; Streptophyta; Magnoliopsida; Fabales; Fabaceae. The record is from the annotation of a GenBank genome assembly.
AUGGCGAUAACACUGAACAAUGGCUUCAAGAUGCCAAUAAUUGGACUUGGAGUUUGGCGAAUUCAAGGACAAGAAAUCAAAGAUCUUAUUAUCAAUUCAAUCAAAAUCGGUUAUCGUCAUUUUGAUUGUGCUGCUGAUUACAAAAACGAAACCGAAGUUGGAGAAGCGCUUAAAGAAGCAUUUGACACCGGACUCGUGAAGAGGGAUGAACUUUUCAUUACCACCAAGCUAUGGAACUCUGAUCAUGGACAUGUUGUUGAGGCUUGUAAAGAUAGUCUUAAGAAGCUUCAGUUAGAUUAUCUGGAUUUAUAUCUUGUUCACUUUCCUGUUGCCACAAGGCAUACUGGGGUUGGUACUACUGAUAGUGCUUUGGGUGAAGAUGGUGUCCUGGAUAUAGAUACAACCAUAUCCCUGGAAACUACUUGGCAUGCAAUGGAAGGUCUUGUUUCAUCGGGCUUGGUUCGCAGCAUUGGGAUCAGCAACUAUGAUAUCUUUCUGACUAGAGAUUGUUUAGCAUACUCCAAGAUAAAGCCUGCUGUGAAUCAGAUUGAAACUCAUCCAUACUUCCAGCGUGAUUCUCUAGUCAAAUUUUGUCAGAAGCAUGGAAUUUGUGUAACAGCCCACACCCCACUAGGAGGUGCUGCAGCUAACACAGAAUGGUUUGGUACUGUUUCAUGUUUGGAUGACCAAGCUCUCAAAGGUCUGGCUGAGAAAUACAAAAAGACUGCUGCCCAGAUUGCUCUUCGCUGGGGCAUUCAAAGGAACACUGUUGUCAUUCCCAAAACAUCGAAACUGGAGAGAUUGAAAGAGAACUUCCAGGUAUUUGAUUUUGAGCUGUCUAAAGAGGAUACAGAUCUCAUCAGUAAUAUGGACAAGAAAUAUCGAACUAAUCAACCUGCGAAGUUCUGGGGCGUAGAUCUUUACGCUUGA